GGCGCGGGAAGGGAACCAGCACCUCUGCCGCAGGCGCCGUAGUCUCGGGGCUCGCGGUUCAGCGCCCCACAUCCCCGUAGGUGGAUGCGGAGAGGAAACUGCUGCGCUUCCCCCUGCAUCCAUCAAAGUGAUGGCACCAAGAAGAAAUGAGAAAAGCAGUCUUCCUGUCCCACUUCCAGAAGGCAAAGUUCUAGAUGACAUGGAAGGAAAGCAAUGGGUACUGGGCAAGAUGAUUGGCUCUGGAGGAUUUGGAUUAAUAUACUUAGCUUUCCCCAUAAAUAAAACAAACAAAGAUGCAAGCCAUGUAAUAAAAGUGGAAUACCAGGAAAAUGGUCCAUUAUUUUCAGAGCUUAAAUUUUAUCAGAGAGCUGCAAAAAAAGACUAUAUCAAAAAGUGGAUAGAACAGAAACAACUUGAUUAUUUAGGAAUUCCUAUGUUUUACGGGUUUGGCUUGACUGACUUCAAAGGAAGAAGUUACAGAUUUAUGGUAAUGGAAAGACUAGGAAUAGAUUUACAGAAGAUCUCAGACCAGAAUGGUACUUUUGAAAAGUCAACUGUCCUGCACCUUGGCAUUCGGAUGCUGGAUGUGCUGGAAUAUAUACAUGAAAAAGAAUAUGUUCAUGGUGAUCUAAAAGCAGCAAAUCUACUAUUGGGUUAUAAAAAUCCAGAUCGGGUGUACCUUGCAGACUACGGACUUUCCUACAGAUAUUGUCCCAAUGGGAACCACAAAGAGUAUCAGGAAAAUCCCAGAAAGGGCCAUAAUGGCACCAUAGAGUUCACCAGCUUGGAUGCCCACAAAGGAGUGGCCCCAUCCAGAAGAAGCGAUGUUGAGAUCCUUGGUUACUGCAUGCUGCGGUGGUUAUGUGGAAUGUUGCCCUGGGAACAGAACCUGAAGGACCCUGUGGCUGUCCAGACUGCUAAAACAAAUCUAUUGGAUGAGCUCCCCCAGUCAGUGCUUAGGUGGGCUCCUGGAAGCAGUUGUCAUGAAGUAGCCCAGUUUAUGGUAUGUGUCCAUAACCUAGCUUAUGAUGAAAAGCCAAACUAUCAGAAGCUCAAAAACAUUCUAAAUCCAGGUGGAAUGCCUUUAGGACCACUGGAAUUUUCCACGAAAGGAAUGAGUGUUAGUGUGCAUGCUCCGGGCAAUCAGAAACAGGUCAAUUUCCGAAAGGUUGUAGCAAAACAAGUGAUGCAGACGGAGCUCAUGGACAGAGUGGACACUGAGAGAACCAUGGGGUUGCCUGCAACACAGAGAAAGGUGCAAAGAGAGGACACGCUGACUAGACUGUUGCACAGCGGAGCAGCACAGGAGAGAAUAAGAAGAAAAGAGUAUCAUGACUCUUCAGAAUGUUUGAAUGAAGUAAAGAGUCAUGCACAAAAAGCUGGCUACAUGAGUUGUCAAAAUUCAGAUGUAAUUAACAUGACAAGAUGGCCACCUUGUUAUAAAUAUACUUCCACAAGUGGGACGGGGAUCACAGACCUAGAAAGUUCUACAGGACUGUGGCCGACAGCUUCCCAGUUGUCUCUCAGUGAAGAGACAAAGACAGAUGUAUACUAUUAUGGCUUCACCAUAGUUGUCCUUGUGAUACUGGUCUGUCUUGCUCUGUGUUUUCUCUGAAGUUAUCAAUUAAAAUCCUUGACAGAUUUUAA
Jaculus jaculus (lesser Egyptian jerboa) is the source of this 1647-nucleotide messenger RNA. It is a transcript of the gene Vrk2, whose product is annotated as VRK serine/threonine kinase 2. The record is from RefSeq and is a predicted model, not a curated record. The transcript has 13 exons. Gene Ontology annotation, cellular component: nucleus; cytoplasm. The coding region runs from base 131 to 1615 and encodes 494 amino acids. Gene Ontology annotation, biological process: signal transduction; peptidyl-serine phosphorylation. Gene Ontology annotation, molecular function: protein serine/threonine kinase activity; ATP binding. Lineage: Eukaryota; Metazoa; Chordata; Mammalia; Rodentia; Dipodidae.